Messenger RNA from Fusarium graminearum PH-1, 1840 nucleotides. RefSeq lists its product as uncharacterized. Gene Ontology annotation, cellular component: mitochondrion. NCBI's taxonomy places the organism in Eukaryota, Fungi, Ascomycota, Sordariomycetes, Hypocreales, Nectriaceae. Gene Ontology annotation, biological process: glycerophospholipid biosynthetic process. The transcript has 2 exons. The record is from RefSeq and is a predicted model, not a curated record. The coding region runs from base 199 to 1476 and encodes 425 amino acids.
AUCAUUCCCCAGAUUCCAUAUCCACCAUCACCAUUUACACAAAUAGCUCAACAUUUCCAGUCAUCCUUCGACUACUUCAGACACUUUGUUCGACCUUACUUAAGAACUCCUCCUCAACUUCACGCGUCUAAAUCGAUACGCGUGCGCCUGAACAGGACCGCUUUUUGUUCUUACACAAUCAAAUCACCACCAUCCACCAUGUCUUCACAACAGACCGAGUUUUUCAAGGACAACCUCCCUGACCACGGCGAGGUCACCACUCCCGACUCUGUCCCUAGCUCUCCUGAGCUUGGAAGCUCCAGCUCCAGUGACAGCAUUGCCAGUCUCGGAUCUCCCGCCUCUCCCCUCUCCCCUGCUGUUUCUCAGCCUGUGGCUGACUCCUUUGUCUUUGCUUUUGACAUUGACGGUGUCCUUGUUCGUGGUGGACGAGCCAUUCCUGAGGCCCUCCAGGCCAUGAAGGUUCUCAAUGGCGAGAAUGAAUAUGGCAUUCAAGUGCCUCAUAUCUUCCUUACCAACGGUGGUGGAAAGACUGAAGAGGAGCGAUGCAACGACCUCUCCGGUCAACUCCAAUGUGAUAUCAAGCCUGGCCAAUUCAUCUGCGGCCAUACCCCCAUGAGGGAAAUGGCUGAGAAGUACGGCACAGUUCUUGUCGUCGGUGGUGAAGGCGAGAAGUGUCGACAUGUUGCCGAGGGCUAUGGCUUCAAAGAUGUCGUGACUCCAGGCGACAUCAUCAAGCACAACGCUGCCACCACUCCUUUCCGCAAGCUUACCCCUGAGGAGCACCGCAACUCCCGUGAGCGAGACUUCACGGACGUUGUCAUUGAUGCUGUCUUUGUCUUCGCCGAUUCUCGUGAUUGGGCUGGUGACAUCCAGAUCAUGCUCGACGUUGCCAUGUCAAAGGGCGGUCGUCUCGGUACCCGCAGCGAGACCAACGACGAGGGCCCCCCUUUCUACUUCUCCCACAACGACGUUGUCUGGUCUGCUGCUCACGAGCAUGUCCGUCUCGGCAUGGGUGCCCUUCGCCGUAUGUUCGAGGUGACCUUUGAGGACCUCACUGGCGGCAAUGGUGUUCUGCAUACACAUGCCUUUGGCAAGCCUCAGGUUUCUACUUUUGAAUUUGCUUCCCGUUUGAUGGGCCAGUGGCGCCAGACUGAGCAUGGUCUCGUCGCUCCUCCCGACACUGUCUACUUUGUUGGUGAUACCCCUGAGAGUGACAUCCGUGGUACCAACGCCGUCAACAAGGUCGCCGACAAUGAUUGGUACAGCAUUCUUGUCAAGACCGGCGUGUACCAGGAGGGCACUGAGCCCGCUUACAAGCCUCGUGUCACCGUCCAAAACGUCCUCGACGCUGUUAACCACGGUAUCAAGCGCGAAAUGGACAAGAAGGCUGCCAAGGGCCAGAUGAUCAAGCCUGCUCUCAUUCCUGAUUCUGGCAUCACUGAGAUUGCUGUCGAUAUGGAUGGCAUCACCAUUUGAGUCGACUUGCCUCCUUUCUCUUCACACAUACUAGUUUGGGAUAAUAUCCUUUUUCUUUGAGAUUUUAUGGAGUUCCGGAAUGUCUUUUAUAGCACAGCCAUGCGAAACGAACUUUCCUUUACAGCCAUCUGCAUUACGGCUCUUUGCAGGUGCCACGAGCACACAUUAUGGUUACAGGCCCUGAAGAUUUGAUAGAACAUCCAUCGUCCGAAUAGACGGGCGAGUUCUGGAUUCGAGGAUUUUCAUCUUGUCUAGCUAGUUUCUUGCCCACCCUUGAUGCACCACCCACCUAUACCCUGAUGAGCAUCACAUCAACCAUAUAGAAUAGCAUAAAGAUAGAAAAAUCCAAGGCUCUUACAAUAUU